UGCCUCAUCCUCAUCCCUUCAUCAAUUUCUAUGAACUGAAACACUGGUCCCACACGGCAUUUCAUACUAUCUCAACAAUUAGCGAACUCCCAAAUAAGCAAAAGAUACUAACAAUUCCGACCCAUUCCGAUCAUAUAUAUCACUCUUAGAUCUCCUUUUCUCUCAACCCCAUCAAAAUAGAAACACACACACAUAUAUCUUCCUCUCUCUCCAUGAAUCUUUUUCUCAAUUCUCAUUAAUAUCUUUCUCUUUCAUAUUGAUGAUUUAUGCAUAAGAUGUAAUUUGAGAUGAGAUGAUCCGUUAGAACCAAAGCUUAUGAAAGAGGCCAUGGAGUUUGAGAGGAUGAGGCAAUUAUUGCUCCUAUGGUGUAGAAUCCAAAGCACCCGUGUGGCCCUCGUGGGAGGCAACCACACUGCCGCCAGGUUUUGCACACGCUAGAAUCCAUUUCCCUCUUAACCGUUUUGUCUAUCUCUCUCUCUUUGUUCUUUCUUUGCCCAAUUAGCAAAUCAAGUUGUUUUUUGUUCACAAAGAUCCGAUCUUGUUAUUUUAUAAGAACACCCUUUUGUUUGUUUUUGGAGAAUUCGAGCACAAAAAAGAUGAAGCAUUUGCAUGGUGGAAGAAUGGGUUUGAAUUCCAAUACCCUUUGGGUCAUUAGGCUUCCUCAUUCAAUGGUUUUGUGCAUUCUAUCAAGGUCACUGUUUUUGGCUUUGGUUAUUAUUCUCACAUUGCCUUGUAUUUUCAGAGGUCCUGAAUCUAACAAUGGUUCAGAGGACUUGAAUUUGCUUUUCCGAGAUCUGGCUAGUGAAGACCUUUUAAGAAAGGGAGAUAAAGCUCUCAUUUUGAGCUCCGGAAUUGUGAGAAUGGUUCAUCAUUACAAUGCGAGUUAUGUGAUGGAUUCUGAUUUGGAGGGACAAAGGUCCAUCCCAGAUGAGACAUUUGAUUUUGUGUUCACAUUCACAUCAUCAAGUUUUGGGGACACUCUUAAAGUUGUGAAUCGUGUUAUGAAGAUUGGAGGCAUUUUGGCCAUUCUAUUGAACAAUAAACCCCCCAGUCCAAAUGGGUUUCGAAAACAAUCUAAUUAUAGGAUUUUGCACUCUUGGCGCUAUAAUAAUUCAACCAUCAUGGUAUUCAGGAAAGUUAUUCCUUUCAAUGAACAGCGGCAACUUUGCAAGUCAAAUGCAAUGAACUUCAUACAAGGGGGGCUUGAAGGAGUGUUGCUAGAGCCACCUAGAAGGACUCGAUGGAGAUCAACUCGGUACAAGAAGAAAAUCAAGUUCCUUCCUGACUUGUUGGGUGAUAAUUUGGAAAGUUAUAAGCGGAGAGUUUUCAUUGUUGUGGGUUUGCCUGAGAAGAAUGUGGCUUUUAUUGAAUGGUUUCAGCAGAAUUAUCCUAAGAGGAACCAAGAUUUUGAGGUUUACAAUUUUGUGCUGGUGCCUAAUAAAGAAGAUCCUCCUCGGCUGCGUGUUGAUUUUUCGGAUUGGUUAAUGAAUAAUGUGACGGAAGAAGUGUUUGUUGUGAUGAAGGCAGACGCAGAAGUGGUGGAGAAGAUGAUAAAGAGAAGGACAAUCUGUUUGGUGGAUGAAUUGUUUUUGGAGUGUAAGAACCACUGGUGGCGGCAGAAUAGGGAGAGAUAUAAAAGCAAGAGGCCUUAUUGGGAGUGUGUGGCUUUGUAUGGAAGGCUUUUGGAUGAGGGAGUUGCUGUACACCAAUGGUGGGGGGUUAGAGACUUAAGAAUUUAAGUGUGGGAGAUGAGAUUGAUAAGCCUUAAUAGCAAGGUCUGACAAUGGUUUAUUAGAUAAUAUAAGAAUAAGAGUUCAUGGGUGAUUGGGUUAUUGUUCUUUAUUGUGUUUGAUAUAUCAUAUACUUAUUAGUAUAUUUUAUUCAGUGUCAAGUGUGAGUCUGUGAGUUCGCAUGAGGUUUCUAUGGAGUGUUUUGACUCUUGUUGAGUUCUCUUUA
Quercus lobata is the source of this 1956-nucleotide messenger RNA. RefSeq lists its product as uncharacterized. Lineage: Eukaryota; Viridiplantae; Streptophyta; Magnoliopsida; Fagales; Fagaceae. The coding region runs from base 597 to 1739 and encodes 380 amino acids. The transcript has a single exon. The record is from RefSeq and is a predicted model, not a curated record.